Molecule: messenger RNA, 1029 nt
Organism: Gracilinanus agilis (Agile Gracile Mouse Opossum)
Lineage: Eukaryota; Metazoa; Chordata; Mammalia; Didelphimorphia; Didelphidae
Product: signal-regulatory protein beta-2-like
Exons: 5
Coding region: 1-1029 (342 amino acids)
Cellular component (GO): plasma membrane
Source: RefSeq, a predicted model, not a curated record
AUGUCCAGUCUCCUCUAUGUACCUGGUUCCUCUCUGCCUUUGCUGCUGACUGUGCUCCUUGGCCUCUCUGGAACCCAAGGCCAGGAGGCAUUCCAGGUGCUUCAGCCUAAGGAUCCCGUGUCUGUAGCAAAGGGAGAGACGGUCACGCUGAACUGCACAAUAACUGAUAUUUCACUCCCAGGACCAGUCAAAUGGUUCAAGGGGGCAGGACCCCAGAGGAAGGAAAUUUACAAUUUCAAAGGAGGCAUCUUCCCUCGGAUAAAGGCAGUAGCUCCAUCUACCAGCACCACAGACUAUUCUAUCAACAUCAGCAACAUCACUCCAGAGGACACAGGCACCUAUUACUGUGUGAAAUUCAAAAAGGGGAAUCCUGACACAGAGUUUAAAUCUGGUGGGGGCACCAUGUUGUCUGUAAGCGACAGUGUCUGGCAUUCUUCCCAUAGACAGAAAAACAGAAAAUACAAAGUACCCAUCACCAUGCCCAGCCCCAUCUACCUGCGUGGCUCUACUCUGCCUUCUCUCCUUCUAACUCUGCUCCUUGGCCUCUCUGGAACCCAAGGCCAGGAAGAACUCCAGGUGCUGCAGCCUGACUCUGUGACUGUGACAGAGGGAGAGACAGCUACCCUGAACUGCACAAUAAGUGAUAUUUCACUACCAGGACCAGCCAUAUGGUUCAAGGGGGCAGGGCCCCAGAGGAAGGAAAUUUACAAUUUCAAAGGAGGCAUCUACCCUCGGAUAAAGGCAACAGCUCCAUCUACCAGCGCCACAGACUUCUCUAUCAGCAUCAGCAGCAUCACUCUAGAGGACACAGGCACCUAUUACUGUGUGAAGUUCAAAAAGGGAAAUCCUGACACAGAGUUUAAAUCUGGUGGGGGCACCAAGCUGAUUGUGAGAGUCCCUGUUGGCUUCUCUAGCAACCUUGAAAUUCUGCUAGUGGGUGCCACCACCAUCAGUACUACUGCAACUAUGACCACUGUCAUAGCAAGUUCUCCCACCCAUUGGACAUUGCCCCGGUCCUUCCUCCAUUAA